GACACCCGCAACUUGUCAGUCAGGAUCCCCGAACGACUAGCAUCCCCUGGCACUGGUGAAAUAACAGCCAUACUGAGAGCCGCACAAACCACUCCCCUGAACUCCCCUCUCCACGUCAUAGUCAAAUCUCCUCGCUUAAGAAAAGACUUAACAAAAAACCUUCGAAAUCUAGAGGACCUCAAUUGGUCAACCCCCGAACACCCUACCCUAAUGAGAUCGCUAGUCACAAACCUAAGAACACGCAGUGCGCUAACGACCCUAAAUGGUUGGGACAACACCACAUCAAAAUUCACCACAGAAGGAGCAUCGAGCCUAGCCUCAUUGACCUACAACAUCUAUGUAGAUGUAUAA
Suillus clintonianus is the source of this 351-nucleotide messenger RNA. RefSeq lists its product as uncharacterized. The record is from RefSeq and is a predicted model, not a curated record. The transcript has a single exon. The annotation marks the transcript as partial. Lineage: Eukaryota; Fungi; Basidiomycota; Agaricomycetes; Boletales; Suillaceae.